Electrophorus electricus (electric eel) is the source of this 5724-nucleotide messenger RNA. It is a transcript of the gene prag1, whose product is annotated as PEAK1 related, kinase-activating pseudokinase 1. Lineage: Eukaryota; Metazoa; Chordata; Actinopteri; Gymnotiformes; Gymnotidae. Gene Ontology annotation, biological process: protein phosphorylation. Gene Ontology annotation, molecular function: protein kinase activity; ATP binding. The record is from RefSeq and is a predicted model, not a curated record.
AGCCCACACGCGGUCUCAUCGGUAAGCUGACGGGGUUUUGGAUCUCGCUUCACCGCUUCACUCCCGCGCGGAAAUCUAAUGUGACCGGAGUGGUUUAACAGUUGUGGGACCGCCGAGUGCUGCCGGACGAGUAAGGACUCCGCAGGCUUCCCCAGGGGUUAGCCAUCUGCUGUGCAGCAUGCCCCAUUAUCUUGCCUUCUGCUUCCUUGGCUCCACCCAGCAGUGACCCGGAAGUAGAACCCAAUCGGACAGGAAGUUGGUGUCCGUGAUAAGAUGUCUGUGUGUGGCGAGUUUGCGGAGCACGUUUGGAAACCAGGCUCAUGUAAGAACUGCUUCCACCCCCGCAGUGCCCACACGCAGGUCAACACAGUGGGCGGUGCCAGUGCCAGGCCCAGCGUGGGCGGGGCUAACACCAGGCCCAGUGGAGGCAGAGACGAAGACGGUGGAGGAGUGUCCCCUUCUCCCUACAGUAAGCCCACCAUCGCCGUCAGGCCGACCAUGAUGAACACGGACGCUACAGAGACCACAGUAGAUGUCAACGUGAACUCAGACCAGAGCCCAAAGAGUCCCGUCGGGCUGAAGAUCCUGGACCUCUCAACACUCUGCACCGACAUCAACGGCUGCAGCACAGUACUGAGAGAGGCCCUGCUGCAGGCCGGCGCCCCGGGCAAGCGGGACCACAGCGGCAGGCGCCCGAUGUGCGUGCUCUCUCCCACGGGGCUGCCCGAGCCCGCCGCCGUUACCAGCAGCGUGUUCGUCACAAAGGAGGAAAGUCUAAAGGGGAAUGGCAACAGCGACCCCUACAGGGCAAAUCUGGCCAGAAUGGUCAAGAGCAACUACAUGGGUACACAGGAGUCACAAGUUCAGGGUCACGCCCAGAGGAGCUUGUAUCCAGGGACCUGCGAAGAGGUCGUGACCGUAACAUCGUCUGUGCAGGAAGUUCAGACGACUCUCGGGUUGGGGCUUGUGGCGGGAGUGCCGGGAAACAGCACGGACAGCGUGUCCAGGGAGACGUCGAGCACUUCGUCGUCACCGGCAGCGACCCCAGACUCCCGGAACGUCAGUUUAUCGGACUCGUGCUCGUACGGGAGCAGUUCGGACUCGCUGGCAGGAGCGGACGUUUUCCACCUCGCCGGUCCGGAGAGCCCCGGGGAUGCGGUCAGGUGGGGCAGCCCCACCAAGGGUCACCCAGGCAGGAGGGCAGGCAGCGAGCCCAUCUACGCCGAGAGCUCCAAGCGGAAGCUCCGACCCCAGCAGCACACGGAGGUGGGCGCCGAGGUCAACGGCAGCGCGGAAAGUCCGAGGGCGACCAUAACCGUGGUGGCCGCCCACACCGAGGAAAACAACCGGAUAUUCUACCUGAGCAGCCCGGACUCCGCGGUCAGCACACAAUGGCAGCACUUCGGCCCCGCGACCCCCGACGACCCCGCCGGCCCGGCCUUCAGUUGGCCGCCUUCCCCCAGCACCACGGAAACGACCCCGGCGACCUCUGUCGUGCCUUCUGUCCAGACCAAGCCCCAGACCAGCCCCCCGAUCCCCCCCAAGAGAAGCGGCCGCUCCCCGAAGCUGGGCACCUCCAGCCUUUCCCCACUUCCCCUCCCUGAGCUCAGCCCCCCAGCCCCCCAGCCGAGCUCCAGAGCCAUCCAGGGGGAUGCCCCGUCCUCCGGCCCGGCUGUCGCCCCCGCAGAGCGGAGGCAGAAGCUCCGCAACACCCGGAGCCUGGAGGGUCGCAUCGAGGAGGAGGAGGAGGGCGAGGAGGGAGGCCCCAGCAGCGGGUUGGCCGGCCGCGUCGACGGCCCCGCCGUCCGCGGGCCGGGGGCGAGCGGAAGGAGCUGCACGCACGUGAGUGAGCCCGUGCCAGGGACCGACACCAACAAUAGCGGCAGUCAGAAACAGACGGGCACCCGAGCGCAGGACGACACGCGGAGGGGCAGCGUGCUGGGAGGAGUCGCCUCCAGCCCCUCCGCUCUGUCCGCUGCCUCCUCCACACAGCUCCCCGCUGUAGCCGGCGCAGACACCACCGAGCCCAAACCACCUCCACCACCUCCCAAAAAGCACCAUAGGGUAAGCAGCAAGCUGAGUGCAAGUGCAAUGGAGCUGGAUGUCCUCAGUCAGCAGGGUUCAGUGGAAUCUCUCCCACACUCGGUCAAAGGACUGCACAGCUGCAACGCAGCCUCCUCCGACAGCCUGCCGGCCCUGUCUGACUCUGGUGCUCAGGACUCUUCACUUCGCUCUUGCCCCUCCCCAUUUCCCAGCAGCCCCUUGGCAUCCUCACCCGGGUCUCCGCACCCUGAUCCGUUUCCUAGCAACAGCCUGGCACGACAAAUCAAGCCUCCGCCUUUACCGGAGAAGAAGCUGGUGAACCGCACCGUGUCCGCGCCAGGAGAUGCUGGGGUGAGGGGCGCGGCUCGCGCACGGCCACGCCUCCCCUUCUCCAGCUCAGAGAGCAACGUCAGCAGGGCCGAGGGAGCGGGGCUCCAGGGCCCUCAGCCGUUCAGCCACCCGUGCAGCCCGGGAGAGCCCCGCACUUUCUCCGCCUCCAGCGACUCCCUGGACGGAGGUCGACACCCCCUGUGCUCCCGCACCCUCGACGAGCCCCAGGCCAAAGGCCACGGCAGGCUCGGGGGUCACAGCCGGGGGAGCCUGACCUCCUGCUCCUCUCCGCAACUCAGCACGCUGGCGCCCUCCUCCGCCACUGGGGGCGCGGCAGUGGGCGGGGCCGCGGGCCUGGGCUCUGCCCUCCAGCUCCACGCCCUCCUGAGCAACAUGGACAGCCGCGAGUGCAUCUACUCCAAGCUGGGCGGCCUGUACGCAGAGUCGCUGCGGCGCCUGGCCCUGAAGUGCGAGAGCCACUUCACACGCAGCCACGAGGAACAGCAGCGCUUCAGCGAGAGCAACUGGUCCCUCUUCAAGCUGACGCGCAACACGGCCUGCUGCCUGGCCGGAGACGCAGCGUACUACGCCGCGUCCUGCGCCUCAGACGCAGGAAACGCUUACGCCGUGAAGAUCUGUAAGGGCCAGUCUGCCGACAGCAAGCAGGCUCACCUGUACGGGCUGUCCGUCCAGCAGAGCGUGCCCCUCCACUUCAACCUGCAGCAAGACUGCGGCCACUUCAUCGCCUGCGUGCCCCAGAGCAUGCUCCCCGGCGAGGAAGCCCCGGCCCCGCCUGCCGGCCCGCCCGCCGAACCCUCGCCCUCCGCCCCGCCCGAGCAGGAGCGGGUGGUGGUGAUCGCGCGGGAGGUGCCGUGCCAGACGGCGGCGGACUUCGUGAAGGAGUGGGCGUCGUUCCACCGCGCCCAACCGGAGGUGUACGAGAGGCGUGUGUGUUUCCUGCUGCUGCAGCUGUGCAACGGCCUGGAGCACCUGAAGGCGCACGGCGUGACCCACCGCGACCUCUGCCUGGAGAACCUGCUGCUGGUGCCCCACAGGCGCCCGGCCGCGGCCACCGACCCGCAGCAGCGGCGCCUGCCCCGCCUGCUCAUCAGCAACUUCUCCAAAGCCAAGCAGCGGAGCGCCGACGACUCCGCCCCCGGCGGCGACUCCGCCCGCCUGCGGCGGGACCACGCCCGCCUGGCGCCCGAGAUCGUCUCGGCUGCGCAGUACCGCAAGUUCGACGAGUUCCAGACGGGCAUCCUGAUCUACGAGGUCCUGCACCAGCCCAACCCGUUCGAGGUGAGCCCCGAGCUGCGGGAGCAGGACUACCGCCCGGACGAGCUGCCACCCCUCCCCACCCUCUCCAUCUACUCCGCCGGGCUGCAGCGCCUCGCCCGCCUGCUGCUCCAGCCGGACCCCAUCAAGCGGAUCCACAUCCAGGAGGCCAAGCGGGGCCUGCAGAGCCUGCUGUGGGGCCCGCGCAGGGAGCUCAUGGAGCAGCAGCUCGGGGGCGGGGCCGGGGCCGGGGGCGGGCCGCAGCCCAGGCAGGAUGGCCUGCUGAACUGGCUGGACGUGAAGCGAGCCCUGCUGAUGAUGAAGUUCGCCGAGCGCUCGCUGGAGCCUGAGAGACACGCGGAGCUGGAGGACUGGCUGUGCUGCCAGUACCUGUCCACAGCUCACCCACUGGCAUUGCAGCACACUGCGGAGCUACUGUAUGGCAUUAGGGCAUCACAUUGAGCACUGUGUGUGUGUGUGUGUGUGUGUGUGUGUGUGUGUGUGUGUGUGUUAGUUAUUUGCAGCUGAUGUGUUCUCGAUGCUCUCUCUUCUAUGUAAAGACUUUUUUAAAUACCUCUUGAAAAGAACAACAAAAGUGUGACCUUGGCUGCCAGCAAAUGCACAACGAACGUUUGUUAAAAAAGUCACACGACCCCCGCAUUGAACAUCUCCGUCUGACUCCUCCCCUGACUCCUCCCCUGACCCCUCCCCUUUGUGAGGGGCUUCCAGUCCAAGCAGGACUGCGCCCACACGCUGAGCUCUGGGAACUGACUGCAGCCAGCCUAUACUUGACACCGCUCCAGCCCUGCAGGGCAGAAGAUGUCCAGGAGUGGGGGCGGAGCUAAACUCUGCUGCACGGUAACUCUCCAGGAACAGACGGAGCUAAACUCUGCUGGACGGUAGAUUGCAGGGAGCCAGGAAAGAGCUAAACCCUGCAGGGUGGUAAAUGUCCAGGAGCCUUGGGAAACAGCACACAGAAGCUCCUGUGAAGGGCCAGUAAAAAGCCAGAGUCUUGCUGUUUAUAAACUGCCUGCUGUGUGUGUGUGUGUGUGUGUGUGUGUGUGUGUGUGUGUGUGUGUGUGUGUGUGUGUGUGUGUGUGUGCUGUAAACAGCAUGCCCACAUGCUGUGUCAGCAAAUCCCCGCCACGGUGCUCUGCAUGUCUGUCUGUGUAUGGGUGUGUGGGUGGGUGCACGUGUGUGAACACGUUGGGGGGGGUGUCCCCAAACCGAAGCGCGAGCGUGUCCCCUCGUAAAAACGGCACAGUCCAGAUGAAGAACGUCUCCUCCUCAUUAACAUGUGGCGUUCACUGAGCUCACUGCUUUUUAAGUUGAUUUGAAAUGGCCUGCUGUAAACCGGUCACUAGACUUAAUGACGCUGCAUCACUAGCCCCCUCUAACCCCCUCCCUGAGUCAGGCCCACGCCUGAAAAAUGUGGUUACUGUCGCUUUUUAACAUUAAUGACCGAGCACUGAUCGUUGAGCCUUUUUUCCCUCUGUCUCUUCUUUUUCUCACUGGCAAUGUGAAACCUCACUGUAAAUGUAAAAUAUGAAACAUCAUCUCCAAAAGGAGACAACUGGAAUUUCACCAGGAGAAAUCGCUAUGGUUUAAAAUAAAGAGACGAAUUUGUACAGAAUUUGUAAUAAUGGCAGGCCUGGCAGGUCAAACAGGUCAUAGCUAGGUCAAGGUAAAGCAGGACUGCAGUGACAUCAGCGGUAUUUAUCACAACACUGGAAUGCAUUUGUUUGUUUGUCACUGGAAUGCCUUUGUUUGUUUGUUUGUUUUUGGUUGUCAGAGGCGCUGUGGUCGGAUUGCAGGCUAUGUACAUGCUGUACAACCACAGCCUGUGAGCGCUCCCCGACAUGCUCUGACUGCCAUGCAAACGUUCGCACUGUAGUUUUAAUCAGAGGAUAUCGGUGUUGUAACCCUACACAAACAUUCACACUGUAGUUUUUAAUCAGAGGAUAUCGGUGUUGUAACAUUACACAAACGCCCUGAGCAUUCAUGUCUGUUAUCUACCUGCUGUAUACUGUGACUUUACCUACAUUGACCAAUAAACUGUAAAUACCUUUUCUCUCA